Penicillium samsonianum is the source of this 2040-nucleotide messenger RNA. RefSeq names its product flavin monoamine oxidase family protein. The record is from RefSeq and is a predicted model, not a curated record. NCBI's taxonomy places the organism in Eukaryota, Fungi, Ascomycota, Eurotiomycetes, Eurotiales, Aspergillaceae. The transcript has a single exon. Bases 1 to 2040 code for a protein of 679 amino acids. Gene Ontology annotation, biological process: amino acid catabolic process. Gene Ontology annotation, molecular function: L-amino-acid oxidase activity; polyamine oxidase activity.
AUGAAAGUUUAUCUACAACAUACCCUCUUGGGGUUGGGUCUAUCAGGCCUGAGCCUAGCCGGGGUCGCGGGGAGAGACAUCGAGGUGAUACGGUUCCACAGCCCCGGGGGUGUAACCGCCGACUCUUUGCACAACAUUCACAUCGAGUUCCUGGACGAUCAGUUCGAAGGUCAUCUGCAGCUUGUAUACGGGGAAUGCGGGAUUCAAGAUCCGACGCAGAGUCACCAUGAGAUCGGGAGCACGUUCGUGAAACGCGAAGCGCAACCGGAGCGAUUUGUCUGGACCACACCAUAUGAUGCACCCCAUUCACAUUGUCUACAUGCUUUCUCCGGAUCGACACUUGUGGGCCGCUCUUCUCCCAUCAUGGUCACGUCACCUGUCAAGAAGCGAGAGAGUAUCGCCGAUGUGGCAGAUGCCAUGGGACCGUGGUUUGACGGAGUGGCUUACAUGAAGUCAAAGAAGAAUAACAAAGCAUUUGUUUCCAAAGCUAAGAGUACCUCUGUUGCUAUUCUGGGUGGUGGUAUGUCCGGAUUGAUGACGAGUCUGCUGCUCGAGUCUGUUGGUAUCCAUGACUGGCACAUCUACGAAUCAUCCGGGCGAGUCGGUGGUCGCAUUCGUACCAAAUACCUUAACAACACCACUCCUGAUCAGUAUCAAUAUCAGGAGAUGGGACCAAUGCGAUUCCCCGUUAGCAUCACUUAUGCCGACACGAAUGAGACGCUCGAAAUCCAAGAUCACCACAUGGUCUUCCAGCUCGCCAGCGUCCUCAACAAGAUGAACAAACACAAGCCAGAUCUCCAGGUCAACUUCAUCCCUUUUAUUCAGAAUAGCCCCAAUGUGCCCGCAGCCUCUGGUGGCAACCGUCUCCCCAACGGCCGAAUCCCCAGUGCCGCCCAAGUCGCCGCCAACUCAUCGCUAGUCUACAAGGCAGCCUCAUCCAACGAAACAGCUGCCGCAGAAGCCGAAUCCGCAUUCGAGAAUUACACUACAAUCAACAACCGAGAAACGAUCCGCAAGAUCGCAACCAACAUGUACCAAGCCCACAAGCAAGCAGUCGACGACGGCAUGUUCCACUGGUCCGAGGCCGGGUACUUGAAAUAUGCGAUGGGCUACGACGCCAACAUAACGGACUACGUGGCCAGCUCAGACAACUCCCCAAUCUGGGGAGGUCUCUACGAUGACGUCUACUUCGCAGCCACAAAAUGGCGCACCAUCGACAAGGGUCUGGAGUCCCUCCCUCGCGCAUUCUACCCCCAUGUCGCAGAGAAGACGACCCUAAAUCGCACAGUCGCAGGGCUAAUCUACAACGAGACAAGCGGUAAAGUCGCCGUCGCAUGGCGCGACGAUCCGUUCCAGGUGGUACCAGAAACAAAAGAAUACGACUACGCCGUUGUCGCUACACCAUUUAGCAAAGUAAGACUGUGGGAUCUACCUCGGUACUCGUCACUUCUGAGCCGGGCAAUCUCAACCAUGAACUACGACCCCUCGUGCAAGAUGUCGCUGCUCUAUAAGACACGGUUCUGGGAACACAUGGAAGAGCCUAUUUUCGGCGGAUGCGGGUCAGUCGAUGUCCCCGGCGUCGGGAGUGUCUGUUACCCCUCCUUCAACAUGAACGCGACCGGACCAGGUGUGAUUCUGGCAUCGUAUGUCUCGGGAACACCAGCUCGGUCGACGGCAGCUUUGAGCGAGGAGGAACACGUUGCAUUGAUCCAGCGCACGAUGGUCGAGGUUCAUGGCGAAAUUGCUGCUGAGCAGUUUACGGGUGUGUACAAUCGCCAGUGCUGGGAGGUUGAUCAGCAUCAGGCGGGUGCCUGGGCUAGUCCACUUGUUGGGCAGCAGGAGCUGUAUUUGCCUGCUUAUUAUCAGACGGAGUUUAAGACUAUCUUUAUUGGGGAGCAUACUAGUUAUACUCAUGCUUGGAUCUUUUCGGCAUUGGAUUCGGCUGUGCGGGGGACGACGCAGUUGUUGCUUGAUCUUGGUUUGGUUGAUGAGGCUAAAGAGAUUGUUGAGACUUGGAUGGGCAGGUGGAUUAAGCUGUGA